This is a messenger RNA of Penicillium salamii, 873 nucleotides long. NCBI's taxonomy places the organism in Eukaryota, Fungi, Ascomycota, Eurotiomycetes, Eurotiales, Aspergillaceae. The record is from the annotation of a GenBank genome assembly.
AUGGCCCCAGCACUGACCUCAACAAAACGACCUUUCGACCCCAUCGAAGACUCGUUAAUAUCAGCUGCCAAAAAGCUGCGCGCUGACCCCACCGAACCAGUACCCAAAUCAGAAAGUGACUCGCCUACGGAGCCAUCGGCAGGUCUAUCGAAACACUGGGAUGCCGAAGAUACAAAAGAGGACAAACGCCGAGCCUUUACUAUUCAAUUUCUUGAAAGUUUUCAGAAAGUGUGUGGAGAUGGACUACUGUCCAUGCCCAGCAGAUGUUCCGGUGGUCCUCUGGCCGGGCGAUACGAUUACCGUCGUUGGGCUAUCAAUAUGCAAAAAGUGCUCGGAAUGAAUGGAGUGGCAGCGGUUGUAGAAGGCAAGCUUGUCGCGGACAGCGAGCUCUCAAGCUACCCCCAUUUGCGAAUUACGUUGGCUCGUGUGAAUGCGCUUGCUAGUCAUAUCAUCAACGUGAAUGUGACAGAGUCCAGUCGAUCACAUUUACGUGGCUCAAAAAGUCCACAGGAGUCUUGGGGAAAGCUACGAGAUUUAUAUCAGUUGUCCCCAUCUGAGCUGUCCCUAGAAGGCUGGAGCCUUAUAAAGGAGAAGAAAAUCAGCCACUAUUCCUCAGCAUGCGAGUAUACUGGGGCUUUACAAGAUGCAUGGUUACAAGUCUGCAUGGACCAGAAGGACCUUUUCAAGCAGACCCAACCAAUGCUCUGCACUGCUCUCCUGCAUGGACUGGAUGGGCAUGAGUGGUCAUCGUGGAAACACACCAUCUUGACGGAUGCACAGCUUGGGGCUGACUUCCAAAAACUCGCAGACAAAGUGAAAAGUAUAGACCCACAAAUCAGAUCCAAGUCUAAACAGAGGCCGAUGCUGAAGUGA